This is a messenger RNA of Phragmites australis (common reed), 1585 nucleotides long. RefSeq names its product probable F-box protein At4g22165. Bases 180 to 1472 code for a protein of 430 amino acids. The record is from RefSeq and is a predicted model, not a curated record. Lineage: Eukaryota; Viridiplantae; Streptophyta; Magnoliopsida; Poales; Poaceae. The transcript has 2 exons. Gene Ontology annotation, molecular function: protein binding.
AGCCCGUGGUGGCUGAGAGCGCAACCACGGUAACGGCUCUAGCGGGCGCCGCCAAUACGAGCAAAGAUCCUUUCUCUCCGCAUCUCUGUCCACCAUCUUCAUCCGAUUAGGUUUGUCAGAUCUCACCCAAGUUCUCCCUCUUCCUCCGUCUUUUCCCUUUCUUUUCUUUAUCGAAUAAAAUGAGCAGUAUGGGAGGAAACCCCACAGCUUCUCCUCCUGGAUCCGAUUCCUUCCUCGAUGAUGAGUUCCCCAAGGUUGCCGCCAUGGGACCUUGUACAAGCCCCAGCUGGUCCGACCUCCCGAUUGAUGUCCUCCUUAGCAUCCUGCAACGCCUUGAGCUUCCCCAAGCACUUGCCUUUGCAUCAGUCUGCACGACGUGGCGGUCCGCCGCCACGGCCAACGGCAUCCCACGUUCCAGCACGCCAUUGCUCAUGUCUUGGGCGGACCUUGUGGAGGAAAGGAAGGAGGCGCACGGUGGACGCACCUCACCCGUGACCUGCAACUUCUACCACCUCCUCGAUGUCGACAAGGCUUACAGCGUCAGUUUUCCACAGGGUUGCUUUGUUGCAUGCUGCGGAGCCUCUCACGGAUGGCUGGUUUUGGUGAACGAACUGUCCAAUCUCGUGCUCUACAACCCCUUCACCACGGCUAUGAUCCCUCUCCCGCCGAUAACCGAUUUCGCGUGUGUGAAGGCUGUCUACGGCAGCGGAGGUAAAUUGGAUCAUUACCUUUUUGAAAGAGAUAGAGUCCAUGGAACAAAUUCUCUAGGAACAUGGUUCUACCAGAAGGCGGUGUUGUCUUGCUGUCCAUCCAAAGGUGGUGACUAUGUCGUGAUGAUCAUCCAUCGUGAUAGCGAUUGGCUUUCUUUUGUUAAGGCAGGGCAGAACAAGUGGCAAGUGGCUUCAACUUUGCCCGUAAGCGGGAGGGACAGAUACGCUGACUGCACAUACCAUGAUGGGAGGUUCUUCGCUGUGACAUUCCAUGGCAUGGUGGAGAAAUGGGAUCUUGAUGAACUGAAUGGACCAACAAGAGAGAUUGUUGUUGCUGCAAGGCGCCCUGGACGUAUCCUUACUAGACAUCUGGUGUCGACGGCGUGGGGUGAUCUCUUGCAUGUUGGUGCAAUUUUUGCCCCUGAAUACCCGGAUGGUGUGAAAUUCCAAAUUCGCAAAGUUGAUUCGGUUGGAUGCAAGAAGGUUUUACAGACGGAUUUGAUGGAUCAUGCUAUGUUCCUUGGACUGAAUCACUCGGCAUGUUUACCAACCAAGAGUUUCCCCGGGCUACAACCUCACUGUAUCUAUUUCUCUGCUCCCUGGAUGACGGAGACAUUUGAUUGGCUUUGUCGAGUAAGCCAUGGUUGGGGAGGCGUAAGGACGUAUGACCUGAAAAGUAGAAAGUUCGAGCGUGCAUUUCCCUUUUGUGAUCAGAAAGGAUUGAUCAGCCCUUGCGAGGUCUGGAUCACGCCGAAUUUGUGACAAUCGGGUUCUUAGAAGCUUGUCAGUAUGAAUUGCAAUGUACUCGCCGUAUGGAUCACGCAGAAGAUCCUUUUUAACCUGUACUUAUUUGUCAUAAUCAAAUAGUAUUCUUA